Trichophyton rubrum CBS 118892 is the source of this 393-nucleotide messenger RNA. RefSeq lists its product as uncharacterized. Gene Ontology annotation, molecular function: microtubule binding. NCBI's taxonomy places the organism in Eukaryota, Fungi, Ascomycota, Eurotiomycetes, Onygenales, Arthrodermataceae. The coding region runs from base 1 to 393 and encodes 130 amino acids. The record is from RefSeq and is a predicted model, not a curated record. Gene Ontology annotation, biological process: cytoplasmic microtubule organization. The transcript is spliced from 3 exons.
AUGGUCUGCUCAAAGUGCCAAAAGAAGGUCGCGAAAACGGAGCUGGUCACGCCGGCAGUCAAGAAGAAGAGCGAGAUGUAUUAUGGAUCUCACCUAGGCUCUUCCGCCGGCGGCGGUGGCACCCGUGGUGGCGAUAGUAAAAAGUCAUCGGCGACUCUAGGGAAUACUGGUGUCUCAAAGAAUAAGCUCCUCAGUAAGAAAGCCCAGAAUCCGUACGCUGCGUAUUCAAGUUCUUGUGAGAGCUGCAGCUCGAAAACAAGCCAGGGAUGGAAAUACUGCCAGACGUGCAGCUAUCGGAAACAGUUAUGCGCAAUGUGUGGCAAGAGCUUGAAUGCGUCUGGUGCAUCAAAAGCCCAACCAAUUGUUCAGGGUCAAAAAUACAACUCGAAAUAA